AUGGAUUCGCUCCCCUUGUCCGACGGAAAUAGAAAUACGGGAUUUCAACUUGGAGUCAAUCAUGGACCCAUCGGCGCAAUCCAUUUCGGAUCUGACCGAGCGGAAGACCCGCAACAGACCACGGACAACGGGGUGCUUCGGUCGCUGGCAUUCCCGCAGAUGCUGGAUCGGAGGGACAACAUCGAAACGUGCCACGCCAAUACCUGCCAGUGGAUUCUGGGCUCGAAGGAGUACCGAGCCUGGAGAAAUCAGCCCCACGGUCUACUGUGGAUCAAGGGAAAGCCAGGUGCCGGCAAAUCGACUUUGAUGGCGUUUCUGUAUGCUAGACUCAAGGCAUCACAGCCCGAGGAUGACAGCCGGGGAAUUCGACUUGAAUUCUUCUUUACCGCCCGGGGCACAGAUCUCCAGCGUACAUCUCUAGGAAUGUUAAGAUCUUUACUGAAUCAGAUCUUUUUCCAAGACGCGACUAUACGCCCCCAGGUACGCAAGGUAUAUGAAGAGCGGUGCAAGCAAUUUGGGUACGGUGAACAGAAGUGGAACUGGCCACAGGUAGUGCUGGAAGAGUUACUUGUAGCUGCGAUAUUGAGAUCAUCUACCCAGCAACACAUAACGGUGUUUGUUGAUGCUCUCGAUGAGGCUGGUGCAGACUCUGCUCAGAAACUAGCAGAAUAUUUCCAUCGGCUUGUUGACCGUGCGGGCCGAGGAAAGCUACCGGUUAAAGUCUGUAUUUCAUGUCGACACUAUCCUAUCGUAGUAACUGCCAAAGCUGUGGAAAUACAUGUCGAGAAACAUAAUGGGGAGGACAUCGCCACAUAUAUACGUGACCUCCUUACCGACAUAGUUGAUGACACCUACACUCAAAAAGCGACGGAUGUGCUGGCAGCGCACCUGAAUGAACGGGCCAAUGGGGUUUUCCAAUGGGCUCAUCUCAUGAUACCACUUACCAAGCGGAAGAUUCUCGAAGGAGAAUCCUUGGAUGAUAUCCGGUGCUGGCUACGCAAUGUCCCAACUGAUCUAGAGAAUGUAUAUGUGUACAUCUUGGAGAAGGUAAUAGAUGCAAUGAACAGGGACCAGGCAUUCCUAUUGUUCAAGUGGGUAUGCUUGGCCGAGAGGCCCCUGACUGUGAGAGAAAUGCGGUAUGCCUUCGCAUCCCAUAACAUGAGAGGGACGCCUACUAUCAAGGAAGGAUGGGAAAAGGUCGCAGGUUUCGGUAACAGCGAAACCAUGAUGAAGCGAAAAAUUCUGGCUGUUUCCGGUGGGCUAGCUGAAACACUCCCAAUCAAUUACGGUUCCGACACUGUACAGGUGGUACAUCAAUCAGUGAAUGACUUUUUGCGCUCAAAAGGACUGGGGCUUUUGUACCAUCUUACCAGCACCGGCACCGACACAGUGGCUGUUGAUGGCGGAAAGAUUUUAUCCCACAGCCACGCAACUAUAUACCGAUCAUGUUUGUUGUAUCUAGCGACGGAAUUUGCGACCUUGUUUAAACGUUUCUCCGAUUGCAGUCCCUUGGAAAGACAAGGAUUGGAGGAAAAUCACCCGCUGCUACACUAUGCUACCUUGCACCUUUUUGUUCAUGCUGAAAAGGCAGCCGCCUCUCGAGCAGAUAUAUUGCAAAACGAACAAGAUGUGCUACAGCAAAUUAUUAGUGGAUGGGUGAAGAUUUGCAGAUUUCUCAGGCCUUAUCGAUUCCCACCGGCAGGUACAAAGCUUAUUCAUAUGGCUGCAGCUGCCAAUCUACCUGAUCUUCUGGAAGAGAUGAUUUCAGGUGGAGCGGAUCUCAUGGAGGAAGACGCAGAUGGAAAUUCAGCGUUUCAUGCAGCAGCACUAUGGGGACAUCAAAAAAUCGGAAGAAUAUUAUACGAGAACGGAGCAGAUCAAAUGGCACAGAGUCACGAUGGUACAACACCCUUAGUCGAGGCAGCUCGCCAUGGACGACUGGGAUUUGUUGAAUGGCUCUUGACUGAAAAGGCCCAGUUUGAAACAUCCCACGAUGAAAGAAGAAAUGCGCUACAAGAAGCAUCGUGGGAAGGUCAUGCGGGAAUUGUGAAGCUGUUACUUGAUGCAGGGGCUGAUGCAAAUUCCGGGGGCGGGAGAUUUGGAAAUGUUCUCCAAGGAGCAGCAUACAGAGGAAGUGUUGAGGUUGUUCAGAUGCUGCUGGACGCUCAUGCAGAUGUCAAUGCCCAGGGUGGUGAAUAUGGGAAUGCCCUCCAAGCAGCAGUAUACUGGGGAAAAGUUGAGGUAGUUCACAUGCUGCUGAAUGCUCAUGCGGAUCCCAACAUCCAGGGUGGCAUAUUUGAAUAUGUUCUCCUAGCGGCUGCUCAUAAUCGUGACUCGGAUCAAAUUCGAAUUCUUCUGGAUGCUGGCGCAGAUUCAUUGGUUGCGGACGAACUUGAUCAAACGUUCCUUCAUGUUCAUGUCGCAGCUUUGACAGAAAUAUCAGACGUUCUUGUCCGAUCUCCACGGUUAGCUCCCGCUAUCAAUAGGCGUGACAAGCUCUUGCAGACACCUCUCCAUAUAUCUAUCAACCAAGGUUGUUCCAGAUCUGCUAUAGCACUGCUUGAUAUGGGUGCCAAUCCUUCCAUUCGAGAUGCUUACGGGAAAACCGUCAUAGACUGGGUGGCAGAAGACCGGAAUCUUGUGCUCGAAAUUCACAAGCGCUGCCCUGAAAUCGUCAUCACCUCACGUGAGACCCAAGAAUUGACUGUUCGUCAAUCAAUAUUUCAGAUUUCUAAUACGCUCCUUCAUUCACAACUGCGCGAUCCAUGGCGCCUCGUGCAAAUACUAGGUCGUCUUUUGCUAUUUGUCAAUGAUGUGGGCAAUGCGGGCUACCUUUUUGGGCUCCACAUAUCUGAUGAGCACCAUUUUCCGAAAAACAUUGUUAUAUCAUGUGAUAAUUGUGGUUACUCCACAAAAACGGCAGGUCGAUACGUGUGCAGGGACUGCGCCGAGGUGGAUUUAUGUCGGAAAUGCGCGCAAAGUGACUGGCUCCUGAUUCAUAGCAGACCACUGCAUAAUCGAGAGCACGAGCUAUUUGAAGUGCCUGAUGUUUACGAUAGCGAUGAUCGAUCAAAGGGGACAUCAUCAGAGCGGUUCAAUGCCUUCUUGAACAAUCUCAUUGACAGAUAUCCUACACCAGAUUUCCACCCUGUUGACAUUAAUCCAUCAUAUGAUUCAGUGGUCGAACAUUUGCGGAAAAGAAGAAAGGUCUAA
Penicillium odoratum is the source of this 3213-nucleotide messenger RNA. RefSeq lists its product as uncharacterized. The transcript has 3 exons. The record is from RefSeq and is a predicted model, not a curated record. Gene Ontology annotation, molecular function: protein binding; zinc ion binding. NCBI's taxonomy places the organism in Eukaryota, Fungi, Ascomycota, Eurotiomycetes, Eurotiales, Aspergillaceae. Bases 1 to 3213 code for a protein of 1070 amino acids.